UCAAUAAAUUCUAGGUCUCACUAGGUCAGGGAUCAUUUGGCAAUGCAUCGUUCCAUUUAUCAGAACACACUGCCCACUGUCACCACACACACACACACACACACACACACACACGAGAUCUCCUGUAUCCCAGUUCUAAGACCCUGGAACCAGCAUGCAGUCUCAGGUCUGGGACAGGGUUAGUUUCCGUCGUGUUGUUGCACUGUGUGAUUUUAGUCCCCGGCUGUAGGUCUUUCACAGGUGGGAGACGCUCUAAUGCCUUCAUCGACCAAGAGCUCCCUGAGGACCUCCCGCUGCUUUCAUAUGGAAAUCGAGCCCUGUUUCAUUAGCUGAUCUUUCAAUUCAGGGAAUGAUCCGGGCACAGAGACCUGACCAUCUGCCAGCUGGACGAAACCAUAAAAUUAACAAAAGAAGUGAGACACUGAACGUCUGUCAAGAAUAUUUGACUGAAAAUAAAUGUGUUAUUAUUUUUCCCAUUGGUCACAAAAUGCCACAGUUUAACGCGACAGUGUUAGUGUUUGCGAAGUGUUGUGCUGGAAGAAAGGUGCGAGACAAUUUCAUUUAGUCAUUGUGGCUCCCCUUCAUCAACUCAAUAGUUGACGACUAUUUGCCAGCUGUCCCAGGCACUCGCCUCUUGUUUAGCGCUAUUGUCUCGUCUAUUCACGCUCCCAGCAGCCUACUGCAUCAGAAAGCGUGUGUAUUCACCGAGACUGGGACUCAGAAAGUCUCAUGAUUAGGGGUAGUGCAGAGAAGAGACAAAUAUCUUAUCUUAUUAUAUACAAAAAUGCAUUUCACCUAUCCAUAAUAGUAUUUCAGAAUGAAUCAAAGCUAAGUAGGGUUUUAAAAUAGUAAGUCAAUUAUCAGCAAGAUGUGCGUAUUUUACUCGACUCCCCCCUACUUGGGAUUGAAAUAGUACGACCCAGAGGCAGCCGGACUCUCUCUUUGAUUAGUUCCAGCAUCUUCAUCAGCAGUUCACAGCCGUCUACCUGUGCGCUAAGGUUUGCGCGUGCGCGUAGGGGGCCUGCUGAGUGCCUGGACUCAUGGAUUGAAAAGUUGAUAAGCUCAUUUCCAGACACAUCUCAGAGCAAAAAUUCAAAAGAGACUCUGGAACAGUUUACAUAUGAAAACAGGAAACAUGGACUGCAAGGAAGAAAUGAGUGACUCAGACAGCGGGAUCAUCUUAAAUUCUGGUCCAGACAGUCCUACAUCUCCUGUGAAGGACAUCAGCUCUCACACACGGGCCAUGAAGCUUAAGCACCAGGCUCUGGAGGACAAACUGGAGCUGUGCUUUCUGGAGCUCAAGAAACUGUGCAUCAGAGAGGCAGAACUUACUGGAAAGCUGUCACCUGACUAUCCUUUGCUGCCAAAUGAGAAAGCACCACAAAUCAGGAGACGUGUCGGAGCAUCCUUUAAACUGGAUGAAGGGUUGCUUCCGCAUGGAGAUGGACAGAAAUCAGAGUUGCAUUCACUUGAGGCUGAUUUGGCCCUCCAGAGGCAGAUAUAUGAAGCAGCUCGGAGGCUGUCUCUUGAGGAACACAUCAGCAAGCCUGUGAGGAAGAGCCGACAGCAGCAAUGUAAACGUGAGGAAAAGAAAGUAAAGGAGCUACAGGAAGCCGUUUCAAAACACUGCAUUAAUUACGGACGUGUUUCUACAAAGACCUGCCAUUCCUCCAGGCAGAGUGACUUGUGCAUAUCUGAUGACAGCUCACUGUCUGAUGCCGCUGCCCACGAUGAUGAUAUAGAACCAGGCCCAAUGUCCCCAGUGAAUGGUUUCCAGCAUGUGCUGAACCUCUCGCCUUGUCAUGGAGCAAAACACGCCAGUUCUAGCUCCAGCCUGGAAUAUGAGCGCUCUCCUAUCCAAAACAUGCCAUGGAGAGAAUCCAGUCUAGAUCAGCCAUAUCAGAAACAGAAGAAGCUUCCUUCUGCAAACAGCAGCAGGUCGAGCAGUCCAACAGGAACUUCAGUAGACCUGAGAUUCAAUGACAUUCCUCCUGCUCCCCAGUUUGUGUUCAAAAGCCUGGCAAUGCGCAACAACAACUCCAACAGCGCCCCCUCCACCCCGGAGCUGCCACUGCGUCGCCACCUCUCCCAGUCAUUCAGGUUUCCCCGAGCCAAGCCUGAAGUAAGCAAACCGAGUUUAGACCUGAGUCGUGGAAGGACUAAGCUCCCUCGUCGUCACGUCACUGACUUUGCCUUGGUUUACUCAGUGCAGCGUCUGUAUCAGUGCAGCUCAGAGGACAGCAGCUCAGAGCACUCCAUAUCCUCCUACAGCAGCUCGUCCAGCCAUGAGUUAACAUCUGAGGCGAACAAAGCCUGCCCACCUCCUUACAGUCUCCACCACACCACUCAAAACAACUCCCAGGGUCAGCGCUCAACUAACCCCAUGCUUGCCAAAAACAAUCAUACUGUCCACAAACAAAUAAACAAAUCAGCUGUGAGCAGCCCCUGUCAAAAUAAUAGCCAGGACCGGAUUCUUCCAGAGAGAGAGAUAAAAAAGCUGAAUAUAACAAUGACCACCACAAAGACUAAUAAUCAGCAAGUAGAGGUAAGUUCACCUAAGCGUGUACUUAAACCCCCUCCACCGUACCACAGGCUGGGCCGCACACCUUCACUGAAGGAGUAUCCUAAUCAUCCUAGCAGGCUACUUCCUCGAGAUGUUGUCUCAAAUGACCUCAGGGCAUGGCAUGAGAGGAACAGUGUUAGAGAAAUUAAGUUUCGGCCAUUGGAGAGACACGGAUCGAUGCGUGUUAAACGCUCACCAGAUCAAGAGCCGCCAUCCUACUACCAGACCCAGUCUCAGAGACAGACUUCUCAGAAAGUGAUCUUACAGCGAGCUCCUGACGGAACUCCUCUGCAGUGGUAUGAAGAAGAAGAGCAUGAGAUUGUAAGCCAGGUCUAGACCACAGUCAGCUGGAAUGCAGACACCUCGUUAACCAUCUUUCUUUUAUAUGUUUUAAUAAAUUUUUUUAAAUCUA
This is a messenger RNA of Silurus meridionalis, 2975 nucleotides long. It is a transcript of the gene inavaa, whose product is annotated as innate immunity activator a. The transcript has 10 exons. Bases 1121 to 2899 code for a protein of 592 amino acids. Gene Ontology annotation, biological process: adherens junction maintenance; positive regulation of protein ubiquitination. The record is from RefSeq and is a predicted model, not a curated record. NCBI's taxonomy places the organism in Eukaryota, Metazoa, Chordata, Actinopteri, Siluriformes, Siluridae.